AUGUCGGAAGCUAUGGUUCCACCUGCUGGCUCGUCUUUAGAUUACCUCAAUCUCCAUACCACAGCCCUCGCCUUCAUCGACGCGCAAGCUCAAGACCCCUCGCAGCCACAACGCAUGAACUUCAAACGCAUUGAGAGAAUCUGCACAACAGACUAUGAACAUUCAUGGGGACACAAUUAUGCAGUGUCGAUGAACCCUCGUCUUCAAGGCACAUAUUCGUUCUCGCAUUUCACGAAGCAUCUCGAGGCUAUGUUGCCGAACCUGGAGUCGUGGGAAACAACAGUGACUGAUGUUCUAGUAGACGAAGCGAAAAUGAAGGUCAUGCUCAGAGUCAGCUUCUGGAUGGUUCCAAAAGGCUCACAGGCAUCGGUAGAAAACGACUUGUUAUGGAUGCUGGAAAUGAAUCACGAGGGAAGGAAGGUAAAGAAGAGCACUGAGUUCGUUGACGGCAUUGCGGCAGGUAGAUUGAAGGAAAUUAUGAUGGGUGGAAAAGCGUGA
Messenger RNA from Parastagonospora nodorum SN15, 498 nucleotides. RefSeq lists its product as hypothetical. The record is from RefSeq and is a predicted model, not a curated record. The coding region runs from base 1 to 498 and encodes 165 amino acids. The transcript has a single exon. NCBI's taxonomy places the organism in Eukaryota, Fungi, Ascomycota, Dothideomycetes, Pleosporales, Phaeosphaeriaceae.